AUGCUAAGCGCAGACUCCUCCCUUGAAAUCAUUGAAACAAGAUCCCGGAAGGGCAACGAAAACAGGAAGCCUAUUAUCGAUGUAAUCGAGCUCACUUCGGGCAUUGACGAGACAUCUGCCGUGGAAGGACCUGCCAACACAAAAGAGUAUCCUUCGUCCCCCAAAAUACAGAGGUCAAGCCCUGUCAAAGUAGGCUUGAGACGCGAGAGUCUCUUAGACGAUUCGGCUGAGCUGUCAUACGCGUUUCUUAAUGACACGAUGCUUCAAUCGGAUUCGAUUAGAGGCGACGAAAAGUCUAAUGCAGAGGAGGUAGUUCCCCUUCCAAAUUCUUCCGUUAAUCUAUCGCGAACUUCGAGCCCUAUACGGCCGCAAAGACGUGGCAAGUCCAAAAACGCGCUGGAGCAAAUUGUGAGUGACGAUGCAUUUUCAUUCUCUGACAUCACAGAUGGCCACAUCAGCUCGCCGCAGUUCAAUCGGACCGGAAUGACUGUCGGUGCUCUAGGCGCCAAAUGGUCUCAAUUGGAGCCAACCAAUACCAAGCAGUACACUACCAAGGAUGACACUCAACAGACUGUUACUGAGUCAAAACAGGGCGAGAAAAUCACACCACAACAAAAAUUGCUCUUUGUGCAGUCAUCCCCGAGACCUUUUGAUGACUCUUGUGGGUUAAUGGCAAAGUUCGACGAGAAUUUUAGCCAGAUUCCAAAAACAGGUUUGGAGGACGACGAAGUCAUAGAAGAAUCGUCAAUUGUAUCAACGCAAAAAAGUCCAAUAGGCUCACCAAGGAAGUCUGGGUUGUUCAUCUCAAAGAAAAGACGCCCAAUUUCCUCCCAUGAAAAGUUGCUCGGUAAAACUGUUCUUGGAGACAAAGACGCUUUGCAAAAAAAUUAUGGCAAUUUCAUUGUUCACAGCAGACACUUCACGGAUAAGGAGUCGCAGCAUGAGGUUUCGAAAGCGGUGGCUACUGCUGCUGGCAAGAAGGGCUUCAACGCAGUCAACAAGCUUUUUAAAGACGCUGCUAUAUUGAAAUCUGAGAUGAUUCUGGACAUGGAUGAGUCUCUCUGUCAAGAUUUCACUGAAGAGGGUAUCGAUUUUAAGAAAGAGCUACAGCCGGCACAAGUUAUACAUUUGCAUGAAACAAAACCACUCAUCAAGCUGCGAAGACGAUGUAAGUCAAUAUACGAUCUGAAUCGUGGAUUAUUUUAUCCAAGCGCGGAGAAAAUGGUUAAGGAAAAUGUUGCGGUGCUGUUCUAUGAUGCGCUAGAAUUUUUCCAUCAGUUUGGCAUUCAACAGGCCCGCCUACUGGAGUUUAUCCAAGAUAUCAAAACGACCAAUCAAGCCGUAAUCAUUACUCUCAGUGGUAAAGAUGAGCUCAUUAAGGGAAUCCAGAGUUUGGAAAACAGGCGUUUUAGAAAACAGGUGGAGGAGGAACUUCAUGGCCCGAAAAAAAAUAGAUCCCGUAGCAGAUCGAAAAAGUUACAGAUGUUGGAAGAGAUGGAGCUAUCGAUAGAACAAAUUGACCAGCAGAUUGACGAUAUUGCAGUGAAUUUUGGUGUUCACUUCUUCACCGUGGAAUCUCAGCGGGACUUUGUCACUUGGUUGAAUAGCCUUAUUGUUGUUGUGGGCAAAAAGCGCUACGAUCCAGCAGUAAGACACCAGGAGUGGUCACAUAUAACUAUGAGGUCUGCUCAAGACCCACAGGAUUCGCUUGGGAAAACACUGGAACAGUUGGACCAGAUGACAAGUUUGAAGGUCCAGCGGGUGAUAUCAGUCUACAAAAACUUCCAGCACUUGUACGAAGAUAUCGAAAAGGGUUUUUUAACUAGUGGAGAUGACGGAAACCCACUAAUGGCAAGCGCAGCAGAGAAAGCUAUGGUAACAUUACUGACUUCCGAGAAUCCUGAAGAUUUACUGUAUAUGCCUUGA
Messenger RNA from Lachancea meyersii CBS 8951, 1926 nucleotides. The record is from the annotation of a GenBank genome assembly. Lineage: Eukaryota; Fungi; Ascomycota; Saccharomycetes; Saccharomycetales; Saccharomycetaceae.